Molecule: messenger RNA, 1615 nt
Organism: Culex quinquefasciatus (southern house mosquito)
Lineage: Eukaryota; Metazoa; Arthropoda; Insecta; Diptera; Culicidae
Gene: Cpr97Ea
Product: tyrosine-protein phosphatase non-receptor type 23
Exons: 5
Coding region: 375-1439 (354 amino acids)
Cellular component (GO): chitin-based extracellular matrix
Molecular function (GO): structural constituent of chitin-based larval cuticle
Source: RefSeq, a predicted model, not a curated record
UAACGUGUAACUCCGAGAUCGUCGUAUGUGUCGUCGUUGUCGUAAAAGUCGUUGAUCAUAGUAUCGUUUCGGGAGCGUGUGCGCCCCAAAACAGGACUCCCUUCCCUUUUUCAGUCCCGCAUUGAGAGUAGUCGUUGGUGGAGAGGUGGAACGAAAGUGAUUGUCGUGUCCCCCGUGGGAGAAUAGUUUAGUUUGGGGGGCAGUUUGUGAAAUUGAAGUGGCUGGUAGAACCUGGCUCAACCAAGUGCAGUGCUAGUCGUAGUUCGGAGUCGUUCAGCCACUACCAUUGGAUUACUUGUGGCGGCUAAAGCAGCAGACAGCAGUCAAUCAGUGGCAGUUUGAGAAGAAAGAAGCAAAUAGUGUGUGAAGCAAUCAUGAUUGGAUUCAAAUUGCUCUCCGUGGCAUGCUGGAUAGGUGUCGUGUUGGCCCAGCAGGACUACCAGCAGCAGCAGGAGUAUCACCGGCCUGCCCCACUCAGGAUCGGCACCAACGCGGUCGAAACCAAACCCACCCCCAUUCCAAUCCUCAAACAGAUCAACAGACACAACGAAGACGGUUCGUACACCUACGGCUACGAGGGUGCGGACGGAUCGUUCAAGAUCGAGACCAAGCUUGCGACCGGUGAAGUCAAGGGCAAGUACGGUUACGUUGACGAGAGCGGAAAAGUGAAGGUCGUCGAGUAUGGCGCCAACAAGUACGGCUUCCAGCCCUCGGGUGAAGGCAUCACCGUUCCUCCACCGACGCUAGUGGAUGAAACCACCGGCAAGGACUCUCUGCUGGACUACGAGGACAACAUUCCUGCUCCGCGACCACAGAAACUUCGGCCAUCGAAGCCACGCCACCAGGAAGUUCAUCAGCCACGUCCUCAGCCCCAGCCGCAACCUCAGUACUAUGACUAUGAGGAAGAACAGCAGCAGCCUCAGCAACCGCAGCAAUAUCAGCAGCCCCAGCAGCAUCACCAUGUGCCGCAGCCACAACCGCAGCCCAAAUACGUCCAGCAACAUCAACACCAGCAGCUGCCACAGCCUCAGCAGGCCCACUACGUUCAGAACUCGCACUUUGGAGGUGCCAUCCCGAAUGCUGCCCCCGUUGACGUGAUCUACUCGCCAAAGCAGGGUCCAGCCCGGCCCGAGCCAAACUUUGACAACACCCGGCCGCAAACCUUCCCGAACGCAGCCCCUGCACCGCCGCAGCCAAAGAUUCGCUUCUCUGCGCCAGCUUUUGCCGGCGCCGCUCCGGCCCCACUGCCAAAGUCCAAUCCUAUUCCACAGCCAGCUUAUGCACCUCAGCCACGGCCUGUUGCCCCUGCACCUGCCAUCUAUCAGCCUCGCCCGGCUCAGGGUCGUAGCACCAGCGUGUUGGACCAGCUAGCCAAGGAUUAUGCACUGCCGCAGGGAGGGUCCGCUCCACUGCACGACAUUACCUUCGGGUAUUACUGAAAGGGCGAUGAUGACAAAGAGAACUGCACUUCAAAGCCAUGAUAUUGCGCCAUCCGGAGAUCUUCAUCCACGCAGGAAGAUUCGCUUUGUUGGAAAAGAAGGAAUUGGUCGAUUCAAGAGACGUUGAUUAAUAACUGAACUGAUUAAAUCUAGUUUUAAUAAAACAUGAGUUUGAA